CUCGUACGUUGUGCGUGGGGCUUAGGUAGAGGAGUCUUCUGGCCGACGGGACAUCGAAACGAUGAGCGUCGAAGCUGCGUGAUAAGCUAUGACAGAAAAAGAGGCAAAUGUAGAUGAGGAGAUCUGCGUCAAGAAUACAAUGAAGAGACGCCGAAUAAAGUGCAGUAAAUAUGUACCAAUAUGUAAAUGGCUGCCCAAGUACAACCAGUACCAAGCAGUCGGGGACUUCAUCGCUGGUAUUACCCUUGGACUAACUAUGAUACCUCAAAGUAUCGCUUAUGCAGCUCUUGCUGGUCUAUCUGCUCAGUAUGGAUUAUACUCAUCGUUUCUUGGCGGGUUCUUGUAUGCAAUUUUUGGUUCGGUCAAGGAGAUUUCAAUCGGCGCAACUUCUCUCAUGGCUCUUCUUACAAUCGAAUAUACUAAGGGCAUGAAUAUUGACUUCGUCAUUCUUCUUACAUUCCUUUCCGGUUGUAUUGAGUUGAUAAUGGGAAUGUUGGAUUUAGGUUUUCUUGUGGACUUUAUAUCGCUACCGGUCACUUCAGGAUUCACAUCAGCGACGUCCGUCAUAAUAGUGGUCUCGCAGUUGAAAGGUCUGUUCGGAUUAAAAUUCGAGUCAGAAACUUUGAUCGACUCGCUGAUAAAGAUCUGGGAAAAUUACAAAGAUAUCAAGCUUGGUGACACUCUAUUAGGAAUCUCAAGUAUCGUCAUCCUACUGUCCCUCAGAGCUUUGAAGGACGUUAAGCUAUCUCAGGAUAAUCGCUAUACUACGAUAAUGACAAAGGCACUUUGGUUUAUUUCCGUCGGACGAAACGCACUGGUCGUCUUAACUUGUUCUGUCGUUAGCUUCUAUAUGCACCGAGCUGACUUCAAACCGUUCAAGCUCUCAGGUCAGGUGAAAUCUGGACUUCCGAGUUUCAAUAUCCCAAGGUUCAGUACCGUAGCUAAAAAUCAAACCUAUGGCUUCCUCGACAUGUGCUCCUACUUAGGUUCUGGUAUAAUCGUUGUGCCUCUCGUAUCGGUCCUCGCUAAUGUUGCCAUUGCAAAAGUGUUUGCAAGCGGCGCAGCUGUCAACGCCUCCCAAGAGAUGCGCACCCUAGGCUUGUGCAACUUGGUGGGUAGCUGCGCGAGUUCCAUGCCCACUUGUGGAGCCUUCACGCGUAGUGCUGUCAGCCACGCUAGUGGUAUUCAAACUCCGUUUGCUGGCAUUUAUUCAGGUUUGAUGACAAUAUUCGCAUUGAGCUUUCUGACACCGUACUUCUACUACAUUCCAAAAGCAGUUUUAUCAGCCGUACUUAUCAGUGCUGUAGGUUUCCUCAUCGAUUGGAAAAUUGUUUACAACCUAUGGCGCGGCAGCAAAAAGGAUGCGGUAGCAACGAUUGGAACGUUUACUGUUUGCGUGCUGUUCAAUGUGGAAACAGGUCUGCUUCUCGGCAUCAUCUUCAACAUCAUCUAUCUGCUGUAUCUGUCAGCUCGACCAGCAAUCAAAGUCACCGAGUGCAUGACCAAUUUGGAGCAUAAAUAUUUGCUGAUCCAACCAGAUGUAGGUCUUUUCUUCCCGGCAGUCGACUUCUUGGUCAACAAAAUUUCCGAAGUCGCGGACGAGCGAGCCGAUGAUGGCAAAGUUCCUCUGGUACUUGAUUGUCAGCGAUUCCGUGGUAUUGAUUACACAGCCGUCAAGGGGCUGGAAAAAUUGGCGAAGGACUUUCGGGAUAAAGAACAAAAGUUAUGGUUUUUGAAUCUUAAUGACAAGGUUGCGAAAUCAAUCAAAAAGUUAGGAGACUUAAAUAACUUGAAGAUACUUAAAAAUGAAGCCGAUAUCGUAGCGGUACUCUGUGGAUUAGAGAUGGACGAUGAUGUUCAAGUUCAAUACAUAAACGAAUACAAUGGAAAAAAUAUUUCUAUGAGUAAUAUGAUAGCCUCGACAUCCCUAGAGGCGGAAUCUCUCAUUGUCAAAGAAAACAAGGUCGAUUCCGAGGCGAAGAUCCACGUUAACUAGAUAAGUUAAGUUAUUGCACGAUCAGUAAUGAAUCAAUUUAGAUUAAAAUAUAAACUGAUUGAAUGUUUUUAUUAAAAUUUUUAUACUUUACAAAUAAAUUCUGAUAUUCUUUAAAAAAGUCAGGGCUUUAUUAUUCUACAAGUUUAUAUAUCAUUACAUGAUUACUUCGAAUUUUCACUUCGAAGAAAUACUGCCUCGUUUGUUUUUAAUAUUAUUGAAGAUUUUAUUAAAAUAUUGUUGAUAUAUUACAGUGUAGAAGAUUUGAUGUCUGCCUUGCAGAAGUAGUUGUGCAAAUAUUGGAUGGCUGUGACUUUUUAACCUAUACUUCAAAAAUAUGUGAAAAAAUCUUUGAGAAUCAGUUCGAACAAGUACAUUUAAUAUCAGAUUACAAAAUAGACAUACCAGGAAAUUAUCCUAGGUAUACCUCAUCGAUUUUCUUCAUUCAAUAAAAUUUAAUAAUUAAGUUUUAUAUAAAAUUUUUUGAUAUUUUACAUUGAGCUGUGAUAUACCUCACAUGCAUCAUAUCAUGUAAUCAUAACAACGUUUAAUGACAACUACUUUAAUGACUUAUGAAAAUAAUAA
Molecule: messenger RNA, 2578 nt
Organism: Phymastichus coffea
Lineage: Eukaryota; Metazoa; Arthropoda; Insecta; Hymenoptera; Eulophidae
Product: sodium-independent sulfate anion transporter-like
Exons: 12
Coding region: 89-1996 (635 amino acids)
Biological process (GO): transmembrane transport
Cellular component (GO): membrane
Molecular function (GO): secondary active sulfate transmembrane transporter activity
Source: RefSeq, a predicted model, not a curated record